GAUUUCAUUCACGGUUACCACCUCUACACUCGCUUAACUGCCAAACUUAAUUUCUGCUACAAGAACUAAACAAUUUCGCACUAAGAGAAAAUGCUGCGUAUCCUUGUUAUUUUGGCUAUAAUUGUGGCUUCGGUCGGUGCCACCACUGUACAGCAGUGCAAGAACAAGCCAGCUCCUUUGGGCGUUAAUAUUAAGGAUUGUGACCAACCACCAUGUGUUGUCUACAAAGGAACUAUUGCCGAGAUGGAGGUGCACUUCCUGGGCAAUAAUGACAAUAUAAAAAGCAUUACUGCCGUUGUAACGGCAAAGGUCCUGGGCAUGAAUCUGCCAUAUGCACUUCCCGAGGAGGUGUCCAAUGUUUGCAUCAACCUGCUGUAUGGUGCCAUGUGUCCCAUUGACAAGGACGAGGAUGUCACUUACCAAUUCAACUUCUACGUGGAUCCUUCGUUUCCGGAAAUCACGGCGGAUGUCACUGUAACACUUAAUGAUGCCCAAAAUGAACCAAUCACGUGUUUCGUCGUGUCCUGCAAAAUCCGGAAGUGAGCGACUAUAAGACAAAAACAUUUAAGACUGAACAAACCCUAACGGAUUAAAAAACAUUAAGACCAUGGAAUGAAACGUAA
Molecule: messenger RNA, 623 nt
Organism: Drosophila ficusphila
Lineage: Eukaryota; Metazoa; Arthropoda; Insecta; Diptera; Drosophilidae
Gene: Npc2e
Product: NPC intracellular cholesterol transporter 2 homolog a
Exons: 3
Coding region: 91-543 (150 amino acids)
Biological process (GO): sterol transport
Molecular function (GO): sterol binding
Source: RefSeq, a predicted model, not a curated record